CCAUGACGAGCUCAGGAAAGGAGAACUCUCGGAUGAAGAGCUACAAGAACAAGUCUCUGAAUCCAGAUGAGAUGCGGCGAAGGCGAGAAGAGGAGGGGCUACAGCUGCGCAAACAGAAGCGAGAAGAGCAGCUGUUCAAGCGAAGAAAUGUCGCAACUGCAGAAGAAGCCCCCGAAGAUGAGGGGAUGGCCGAUGGAAACCUUCACGAAUCGCAGAUGAAUAACAUGGAGAUGGCUUCGAGCGGGGUCAUCAGCGCCGACAUGAUAGAAAUGAUCUUCUCAAAUAACCCAGAACACCAGCUGACCGCCACACAGAAGUUCCGAAAACUCCUAUCGAAAGAACCCAACCCGCCUAUAGACGAAGUCAUUGGCACGCAAGGGGUGGUGGCCCGGUUUGUGGAGUUCCUGAAGAGGAAGGAAAACUGCACAUUACAGUUUGAAGCGGCAUGGGUACUAACGAACAUCGCCUCAGGCAACUCCCUGCAGACCCGAAUAGUGAUCCAGUCCGGGGCCGUCCCCAUCUUCAUCGAACUGCUCAGCUCAGAGUUUGAAGAUGUACAGGAGCAGGCGGUGUGGGCUCUCGGAAACAUAGCAGGAGACAGCACGGUGUGUAGAGACUACGUUCUAGACUGCAACAUCCUGCCGCCUCUCCUCCAGUUGCUUUCUAAACAGAACCGCCUCACUAUGACCCGGAACGCAGUUUGGGCUCUGUCUAACCUGUGUAGGGGGAAGAAUCCGCCACCAGACUUUGCCAAGGUGUCUCCAUGUCUGAACGUCCUGUCCUGGCUGCUGUUUGUUAGCGACACGGAUGUACUGGCCGAUGCUUGCUGGGCCCUGUCCUACCUGUCUGACGGACCCAACGAUAAGAUCCAAGCCGUCAUCGAUGCCGGAGUGUGCAGGAGACUGGUGGAGCUUUUAAUGCACAGCGAUUACAAAGUGGUGUCACCGGCUUUAAGAGCUGUCGGGAACAUUGUGACCGGGGACGAUGUACAGACACAGGUGAUUCUGAAUUGCUCGGCACUGCAGAGUUUGCUGCACCUUCUCAGCAGCCCCAAAGAGUCCAUAAAGAAGGAGGCUUGCUGGACGAUAUCCAACAUCACAGCGGGCAACAGGGCACAGAUCCAGACGGUGAUCGACGCUGACAUAUUCCCGGCUCUCAUUAACAUCUUACAGACAGCAGAGUUCAGAACCAGGAAGGAGGCCGCAUGGGCCAUCACAAACGCCACUUCAGGGGGGUCGGCAGAGCAGAUCAAGUAUCUGGUGGACCUGGGCUGCAUCAAACCCCUUUGCGACCUCCUUACCGUCAUGGACUCCAAGAUCGUCCAGGUGGCCCUGAACGGCUUGGAAAACAUCUUGAGACUGGGCGAGCAGGAGGCCAAGCGCAACGGAACGGGCAUAAACCCUUACUGCGCCCUCAUCGAAGAGGCUUAUGGUCUGAAUCGUGUAGUGUUUUUGUCAGAUACGGACUGA
Molecule: messenger RNA, 1469 nt
Organism: Nanorana parkeri
Lineage: Eukaryota; Metazoa; Chordata; Amphibia; Anura; Dicroglossidae
Product: importin subunit alpha-5
Exons: 13
Coding region: 3-1469 (488 amino acids)
Biological process (GO): NLS-bearing protein import into nucleus; postsynapse to nucleus signaling pathway
Cellular component (GO): cytoplasm; nucleus; nucleoplasm
Molecular function (GO): protein binding; nuclear import signal receptor activity
Source: RefSeq, a predicted model, not a curated record